AUGGCGUCCGUUCCAUCCACCUCAUUCACCCGCACCACCACCGUCGCCUCGACGUCGAAGCGCGCGAUAUACCUCGCCACCGACGCGGUGACGCGCGCCUUGGGUGAUUCUCUCAAGAGCACGAAAGUCGGUCUCGCCCACGUCUCCGUCGCCACCGAGCGCUCGUGCGCGCUCUCGAUCAACGAAGCCGCCGAUCCAUCGGUUCGCCGCGACAUGUUAAAGGCUCUGGACGUCAUCACUGACGGCGAUGCGGACGUCGCGAGCGCUCUGGUCGGGAAGACGCUGAGCGUCCCGGUGCUCGACGGGAAGCUCGCGCUCGGGACGUGGCAAGGGGUGUACCUGUUCGAGCUCGAUGACGAAGGAGGUGAAAGGGCGAUGACGGUGACGCUAAGCGCGUACGGUGGAGAUCCGAGAGAGACGGGCAGGCGCGCGGCGCUGCGAGCGCCUGGACGCGGUUGUCACUUGGUUACCGACGCGCCGACGGUGAAGGCGGCGCCGGAUAAGGGCGUGGCGACGUAUUUUUGUCAGCACACGAGCGCAUCGCUGACGAUCAACGAAAAUUGCGAUCCGGACGUUCGAGUGGACCUGGAGGGAGCGCUGAAUAAAAUUGUGCCGGAGUCGUGGCAUCACGAAGGCUUCUUCGAACACGUCGAUGAGGGACCGGACGACAUGGCGGCGCACGUGAAGACGACGCUGAUCGGGAGCUCGAUUCGCGUGCCCGUGACGAGAGGUCGUCCGUGUAUGGGGACGUGGCAGGGUUUGUACCUGAAUGAGCACAGGAACAUUGGCGGAUUUGGGCGCGGGCACUCGAGAGACGUCGUGUGCGUCAUUGAUCCGUACGAAGCGUUGAUGCAGAAAACCAUCACCGUGAGCGCUGGUAAGCGGGGUCUCAUUGACAUCACGGAGGAUGUUGCCGCAGUGCUCGCGAAAGAGUCGAGGUGCGAUACCGGGCUCUUGCACUGCUUUUGCGAGCACACGAGCGCAUCCGUGGUUGUCGGCAGACGAGGCGUCGAGUUUGAGAAUAAGUUUGAGCGCGCGUUGAACGCGAUUGUGCCCGAGUCGUGGAACGUCGAAUUCUUUAGGCACACCUCGGAAGGCCCGGACGACAUGCCCGGUCACGUCAAGUCAACCAUCGUUGGCGCCAGCUUGACACUUCCUGUCGCGAACGGCGUCAUCGCGCUCGGCGAUGAUUGUCGACUGUACUUGUGCGAACACAGAACCGUGGGUGGAUUUAACUCCGGACUCAUCCGGCGUUUGACGGUGACGUUACAAGGCGCGAAGAUGUGA
Ostreococcus tauri is the source of this 1287-nucleotide messenger RNA. RefSeq lists its product as uncharacterized. The transcript has a single exon. NCBI's taxonomy places the organism in Eukaryota, Viridiplantae, Chlorophyta, Mamiellophyceae, Mamiellales, Bathycoccaceae. The record is from RefSeq and is a predicted model, not a curated record. Bases 1 to 1287 code for a protein of 428 amino acids.